AUGCCGGAAAACUCUAUCCUCCGUAACCCCCCGGCGCCGCCGUCUCCGACUCAGGCCGGCAUCGUGCCCAACUGCGAAGUAUGGGUUCAGGUCAACAAGGGCGACUUCUGCCGCCAGAUCGGCUUGAACAUCAACAUGCCGUACACCAACUUUUGCAACAUGAACAAGGCCGUCCUUGGUUUCGAUUGCAACAACUGCGACCAGGGGCUCUGGGCCGGGUUCUGGUACUGCAUGGGCCUCUCGGGCUCGUCGUCCGCCACUAGCCAGGUCAUUACCAUCAAGCCUACCUACCCGGCGUCGCCCCUGGGUUCCAAGACCGAGAGCGCCGUUACGACAAAGCCCACCGGCGGCUCUUCCCCCAGCGUCACCGCCGUCACCACCUCUCAAGCUUCGUCGGCAACCUCUCAGCCUACCUCCAAGCCCACCUCCCUCGUCACGUCGCCAUCACCGGCUGGUUCCACAUCCAAAACCCCAUCGCCCGCCUCCUCGCCCGCUUCUUCGUCCAGCGCUGCUGCGCCGGCCCCCAACAACGGCGGCAUCGUUGCGCCGGGGGGCUCUUCCUACGUGGGCUGCGUGUCCGAGAUCAACGGCGGGCGCACGCUCAACGCCUGGAGCACGGCGCGGGCCGACAUGUCGAUCGACCUGUGCCUCUCGCUGUGCAGCAAGCAGGGCCUGCCGUUCGCCGGGGUCGAGUACGGCAACGAGUGCUUCUGCGGCACGCAGCUGGCGCCCGCGGCGCGCGUCGACCCGGGGGCGGGGUUCUGCGACAUGAGGUGCGGCGGCAACAAGGCGCAGGUGUGCGGCGGGCGGUCGCUGCUCAGCGUCUUCAAGAACGCGAGCAUGGCGGGGCCGGCGAUCCCGCCCAAGGCCGGCGACGGCGGCGCCUUCGCCUUCGCCGGCUGCUACGAGGAGUCGUCGCCGCGCGCGCUGCCGGCCGCCGUGACCAACGACGGCGGCAUGACGGUCGACGCGUGCGCGCGCUUCUGCGACCGGCAGGGCUUCGCCUUCGCCGGGCUCGAGUACGGCCGCGAGUGCUGGUGCGCCAAGGCCAUCACGCCCGCCGCCCGCAAGACGGACGACGGCCGCUGCGACAUGCAGUGCGCCGGCGCCGCCGGGUCCCAGUACUGCGGCGGCAGCGGCGCCAUCCAGAUCUACUCCAAGGCCGGGGCCAAGAAGAGGAGCCCCGGGCCGGACCAUGUUACCAGGGUCGGCGGGGACGGGCGGCCGACGGUCGUCAAGACCGUGCGGAUGGUGAGACGGGGCCGGUUUGGGCGGAGGGAGAAGUAUGGGUUCUAG
Molecule: messenger RNA, 1296 nt
Organism: Neoarthrinium moseri
Lineage: Eukaryota; Fungi; Ascomycota; Sordariomycetes; Amphisphaeriales; Apiosporaceae
Exons: 1
Coding region: 1-1296 (431 amino acids)
Cellular component (GO): plasma membrane
Source: RefSeq, a predicted model, not a curated record